AUGAUAUCCAUUAUUGUCUAUAACAACCGUCACCAUUUUACUUCAUUUUACUGCCUAUUUAAUUAUUUACUUCAAAUUAUUCCAUUUCUAUUGAUUAUCAAUUUAAUUCCAAAUGGUUCUUUGGCAGCCUUAACAUGCUUUGAUUGUGUAGGCAGGGAUUGUAUGGGAUCUAAAUGUAAAGGCGACUAUUGUAUGAUUUCUCGUUAUGAGCCUCGUUGGGGAACGUCAGUAUGGGGCGAACCAGUGAUAGUAAAAGGCUGUUUAGGCGGUAAAAUGAUAAGAAGUGAUCUUCGUUCGCACUGUGAAGUUGUUGGCGAUGGAGAAGGGGAAGAGGAGCUUUCUGCAGACAAACCAUUCGCAUGUUUCUGCAAAAAUCGAGAUUAUUGCAAUAAAAAUAGUGUUGCUGAAAAGCUCGAAACAGAAAAAGUGCCAUUAUACACAUGUGUUUGUAAGGGCGAUCAUUGUAGAGACAAAACAAAGUGUGUCGGUGAAUUAUGCACUUAUGUAGUCAAUCACAAGACAGGUGUAACCGAGCAGGGUUGCGUGAAUGCAUCUGUGCCGUUAAUUGAACGAAGAAGUGCUGGGGCAUGCACUAUUCCACCAAUAACUGGAGCUAUGCAUCGUUCAGUUUCUAAACUACCUGAUGAACUGUUGUAUACAGAAUCUUGUGUGUGUGAGGGCAAGAACUGCAAUGCUAAAAAACCAAAAAUUCGAGUGCCAGAACGUUCCAGAUGUGAAGCAAUGGUACACGUUGAUGUUAUGGGUCAUAAUAUGACUAGCAAAAGUAAUGCCAAAUGCACAGGGGAAUUUUGUUUUAAAGUGGAAAUUCGGUCAGAAAUUGGGAAUAUGAAAGAAUAUAGAUCGAUGGGUUGUGCUUCAUUUGUUGAUAAAUCUGUACUUCCAGAAGAAUUAUCACCUACUGGAUGUGCCAGUUUUUCUUCAGAAAAGCUAUUUGUUGAAGCUUGUUUUAGGACCUUUGAUAAGGAAGCUGUUGCCAGGCAUAGAGCAAGAAGUAAAGGAAGGAAAAAGACUAAAAGUCGUUCUAGUGAAGAAAAAAUUUCUGAAGAGGAGGAAGAAGAGAAUAAUGAAGAUGAAAUGAAGGAGGAUGAUUGGGAUAAGGAGGAGGAGGAAGAGAAGGAAGAAAAGGAAAAGGAAGAGAAUGAAGGGAAGGAAGGAGCAAAGGAGGAGAAAGCGCAACAUUAUAUCAUUGAAAAGCCAACAUUCGGACCAGAACUAAACGAAUCUACAAAUAGCACGCUAAUUUCUGUUUUUGUUCUCCUUAUUUUGCUUAUUUUGUUGAGCGGCGUUGUUUGGAAGGUGAUUUUUAAAAAAUUAUUUUUAUGACCAAAUUUCUUUAAGUUUCAAUUGCAUAAGAGACUCUUCAGGGCCAGCUAUGAUUCUGUUGCUGGCGGAACUUAGAAAAAAAAUAUUUUUAAUAUUAAUUA
Messenger RNA from Meloidogyne enterolobii, 1445 nucleotides. NCBI's taxonomy places the organism in Eukaryota, Metazoa, Nematoda, Chromadorea, Rhabditida, Meloidogynidae. The record is from the annotation of a GenBank genome assembly.